CGCUUGAAGUUUUCCGCACUAGACGACGAUAUUUACGCUUCCUCCGACGUAUGCUUUUUGAUAGUGCGCGGCUGCGUUCACGAUAGACAGCACGAGAUGUUUUUACUUCACUGAUCAUUUAUUUAUUAUUAUCAAUUAUCCACUCCCCUCUAAUGUUUUACUAUUUAUUUAAUUACAUUGUAUGUACGAGCAUCAAUUGUCCGUUACUAAAAGUAUCUCUUCGGAUUGAUCGUUUUCUUUGGUAUCCGACUUUUAUACUAUACCCGCAUCUGAAUGAAAAGUAGAUCAACUAUAGGUCCCAGAUUGUAUAUACACUAGAGAAUUGCUAGGUUGAAUCAUUGUUGUCUGGGGGAUAUCUUGAAUUUAUUAGUACUUUAUGCUCUAAAAGCAAUAUGACAGAAGUAAUCGAUUUGGUGCUCUCUAAGGGUAGUGUUUUUGUGUGGAAUGCCACAGAUUGGUUGACAUUACGACGUGAUCAUAGAGUAAUUGGAGAGUUAAUAGGCUGUCUUCCUAAAUUACCAAGACAAGAAGUAUUUAUGGGACUACCUAUGUUAUUAUUACCAGAGGAAGCUACGCUCUUGCUUGAAAAGAGCAUUGCUCGAAUUGUUUCUUAUCCACAUUUGCAAAAACCACCAACUGAAUCAUUGAAGAUGGUUUUCAAAGAAUAUAGAGAUAGAUUAUUUAUUGAGCAAGAAGAAUGUUUGCGGAAAGAAAGAAAAGAGCAGAUAAUGACAAUGAUGGACAGAAUAGUAGAAGGAAAGAAAAGGAAAUUACUUGGCAUCAAUACAGGAAAAAAGAAAAUGAGAAAACCCCUUGAUAUGGAAAAACAGGAAUCCUUAAAAAAGAUCGAGAUUAACAGGGAAGCCUUAUUUAACGAGGAAAUGGCUAAAUUACCUAAGCUCGAAAAAAGUGAAGCUCUUGUACAGACUCAUACUGCUGAUCCAUGGCUGAAGGAAGAAGAUAUUAAAGUGGUACAGUGGAAGUAUCCCACAUUGUCUAAAGAAAUCCUCAGGUAUAAAACAUACAAGGAUCUUUGGGAGCAAGGAUAUUAUAUUACAAGUGGAGAAAAAUUUGGUGGUGACUUUUUAGCUUAUCCAGGUGAUCCUAUUAUGUUCCAUUCACAGUUUAUUAUUCAAUGUAAAGACAGAAAUGAAGAAAUGUCCAUUCCUGAACUUGUGGGACAGUGUCGCAUAGGCUGUCAUGUUAGAAAAACCCAAGUCUUUGCUACACUUUCAGAAAAUGGAAAUGACCUAAAAUAUCAAUCCUUUCAGUGGGCAGCAUCGAAUGUAUCGUAGGAAGAUAAAAAUAUGUCUCUGCUUU
Cephus cinctus (wheat stem sawfly) is the source of this 1320-nucleotide messenger RNA. RefSeq names its product tRNA-splicing endonuclease subunit Sen34 (gene Tsen34). Gene Ontology annotation, molecular function: nucleic acid binding; tRNA-intron lyase activity. The record is from RefSeq and is a predicted model, not a curated record. The transcript is spliced from 5 exons. Bases 393 to 1295 code for a protein of 300 amino acids. Gene Ontology annotation, cellular component: tRNA-intron endonuclease complex. Lineage: Eukaryota; Metazoa; Arthropoda; Insecta; Hymenoptera; Cephidae. Gene Ontology annotation, biological process: tRNA-type intron splice site recognition and cleavage; tRNA splicing, via endonucleolytic cleavage and ligation.